Messenger RNA from Penaeus chinensis, 1257 nucleotides. RefSeq lists its product as uncharacterized. Gene Ontology annotation, cellular component: membrane. The transcript is spliced from 3 exons. NCBI's taxonomy places the organism in Eukaryota, Metazoa, Arthropoda, Malacostraca, Decapoda, Penaeidae. The record is from RefSeq and is a predicted model, not a curated record. Bases 167 to 475 code for a protein of 102 amino acids.
GUUUUUGGUGUUCAUCUCGUGCGAGGUGUUGCUGCCCGUGUUUUACCUCAGGAUCUACUUCACUCUCUGGAGGCAGAAUUCCUAUUUCAAAGGCGGGCAGCGAGGGCACAGCGACAGCCGGCGGACCAACAGCCUGCUCCCCAAAGCCAAGACGAAGACGCUGAAGAUGACUUUCGUAAUCGUCGUCACGUUCUUCGUCACAAAUACUCCUUACGUUAUACAGGAACUGGUGCUCGCCUUCGGCAAGAACCUGGACCCGAGCGUCAUCGCCAUCUUCGGCAUCAUCUCCGCCUCCAACUCCGCCCUCAACCCCUUCAUCUACCUCCUCUUCUGCCCCAAGAACGAGAGCCGAUCCUCCGAGAGUUACCGCGUCACCUUCAAGAGCCGCUUCACCCUCAACGGCAGGUCGGACAGCCAGCACACGCCAGCGUCCGCCCAGGACUCGCUCAUCUCCACCAGCAAGACCGGCAGAUGAACGUGAAUGAAGCCGGCGUUCAGCUGCAGCUGGCUCGCUCAAGGGCGGCCGGGUGAAGCGAGAAGGAAAGGUAAAGCGAGAGAGGAAAGGCAUGAAGGGGAAGAAGGAAUAACGGUGUCCUGCUUGUACACACGCGCCUGCAAUAAAUAUCGGAUAGUCUUAGUUCAGAAUUGCUCACUAAGGCACUAUCACUGCGGUUAUUUUUUUGCCAAGAGAAUACAUGCACACAUUCCAUUAUAACUGUUAAUAAGAGAGUCACUGGCGAUCAGACGAAAAAAACUAAGGCUAUUGUGAACUCUAAGAAGGAACACAGCGGGAUGUGUUUGUUAACGUCUGAGAGGAAAGCAUUCCGAGCAAACUCCAGAAAGCCGAAUCACAGAAGGUCCCUCCAGUGCUUCUCGAGAGUCCCAGUGGCCAAUGUGUGGACAUUUGCACUUGUAAUAAGUGAGGACGAAGAAGGAAAACGUGAUUCCUCUUCAUUUUUUCAUCAAAUGUUUCAUAGUUUAUUUCAAAUAUCUAACAGAAGCCUUUUUAAAGAACGUGAAAGUGUAUUUUUUUCAUGAAAAAAAAGAAUAUAUAUGAAUAUUGUAUUUCGUAUAUUAACUUACGAACUCAUAGGGUAGAUUUAUCGGCUUAUUGAUAUGUGCAGAUGACCCGUACAAAUAAUACCUUAGUAUUUAUUCUUACGAUACGAUUCUUGUGUAUACCUACAAAUGAUAUACACAUACACAUAUAUAUGUACAUAAAGUUUAUGCAUACAUGAACACACACACACACACAUA